GUGACAACAAUCAUUGAGGCCAAACGAGACCUCACAAAUUACACUCUAGAUGAGCUUUUGGGUUCUCUUAUGACUCAUGCAACCAUGAUGAACUUGGAAGAUAAUGGAAGCCGUAAGAAAAAGGACCUUACUUUUAAAAUUUCUACUUCAAGUACAUCAAGUGAAAGUGACGAUGACUCCGAAUCAAGCGGUGAUGAAGAUCUAGCGGUAUCAUUAGAAAGUUAAAAAAGUUCAUGAAAAGAAAAAUGCGAAGGGCAAAAAGAACUUUCAAAAGGGAUGGUUCUAAGGGAGAGCAUAGCAAGAAAAGUGAAAUCGUAUGUUAUGAGUGGAAUAGGUUGAGCCAUUUGAAGACACAAUGUCCCGAAGUCAAAAAAUCAAUGAAAAAGGCAAAAAGAAGAGCUAUGCUUGCUGCAUGGGAUGAAGUUGAUGUGAGUAGUUCCGAAGAAAAUAGUGAGCACGAAAUUGCUAACCUAUGCUUGAUAGCACAUGGUGAGGAAGAGAUUGACGUGCGCUCAAAGGUAAAUGUUAGAAGAUGAUUUUCAGACAACAAGAAA
Rhododendron vialii is the source of this 554-nucleotide messenger RNA. RefSeq lists its product as uncharacterized. The coding region runs from base 234 to 536 and encodes 100 amino acids. Lineage: Eukaryota; Viridiplantae; Streptophyta; Magnoliopsida; Ericales; Ericaceae. The transcript has 2 exons. The record is from RefSeq and is a predicted model, not a curated record.